AGUUGGUUCAAAAAAUAAUUGAAACACGGAUAUUUUUUGACAAAUAUCCAUAAAUAAUUUGUAGAUAAGUUUGAAUUAACUUGACAAGUUUACCUUGAUUAUUUUAUACCAUUUUUGGAUGACGAGGUUCAUCGAUUCAAAUUUGAUAAACUGAUUGAGGUCAAGGACGAUAGAAAAAAUAAAAAAAAAGCUUUGGAUAUCUUGGGACUCUCUGGAAGAGACACAAUUGUUUGGCAUUGAUAAAUAUUAAAAAGAAAAAAAAAAAAAAACUAUGUAAAAGGCUGUGAGAUUAUUUAGAGCAAGAGUAUUUGUACGUUUACAUUUUACCAUAUAUGCUCAGGGUAACACCCGAGAAAUUGUAGAGGGGAGUUGAUAUAAAGUCUCAAGAGACUUGUUACACUGGCCACUCGUGAAGAAGACAUACUCUAAAUUCAAGUGUAACUUCUAGUCAAUUAAAACAAAAAACAAAACAAAAAAACAAAUUAAUUGUGCACAAAUAAAAUAUAUAUAUUUUUUUUAUUUUGGUUAUUUAAAAUUAAGUGAUUAAAAAUGUGUGACGAUGAUGUUGCGGCUUUGGUGGUCGAUAAUGGAUCCGGUAUGUGCAAGGCUGGAUUCGCCGGGGAUGAUGCACCCCGAGCUGUAUUUCCAUCAAUUGUUGGACGUCCAAGAUAUCAAGGAAUAAUGGUUGGUAUGGGACAAAAAGAUAGCUAUGUUGGUGAUGAAGCACAAAGUAAACGUGGUGUAUUAACUGUUAAAUAUCCAAUUGAACAUGGUAUUGUAACAAAUUGGGAUGAUAUGGAAAAAAUAUGGCAUCAUACAUUUUACAAUGAAUUACGUAUUGCACCAGAAGAACAUCCAGUUUUAUUAACUGAAGCACCACUUAAUCCAAAAGCAAAUCGUGAAAAAAUGACCCAAAUUAUGUUUGAAACUUUCAAUUCACCAGCAAUGUAUGUUGCUAUACAAGCUGUUCUUUCAUUAUACGCAUCCGGAAGAACAACUGGUAUUGUUCUUGAUAGUGGAGAUGGUGUUUCACACACUGUUCCUAUCUAUGAAGGAUAUGCAUUACCACAUGCAAUUCUUCGUCUUGAUCUUGCUGGACGUGAUUUAACUGAUUAUUUGAUGAAAAUAUUAACUGAACGUGGUUAUUCAUUUACAACAACAGCUGAACGUGAAAUAGUACGUGAUAUUAAAGAAAAACUUUGUUAUGUUGCACUUGAUUUUCAACAAGAAAUGGCAACAGCUGCUGAAUCAAGUGCAUUAGAAAAAAGUUAUGAACUUCCUGAUGGACAAGUUAUUACAAUUGGUAAUGAACGUUUUCGUUGUCCAGAGGCAAUGUUUCAACCAAGUUUUUUGGGUAUGGAAUCAUGUGGUAUUCAUGAAACAACUUAUAAUUCAAUAAUGAAAUGUGAUGUUGAUAUACGUAAAGAUUUGUAUGCAAAUUCUGUAUUAUCUGGUGGUACAACAAUGUAUCCUGGUAUUGCUGAUAGAAUGCAAAAAGAAAUAACAUCACUUGCACCAUCAACAAUGAAAAUUAAAAUAAUUGCACCACCAGAAAGAAAAUAUUCUGUAUGGAUUGGUGGUUCAAUUCUUGCAUCAUUAUCAACCUUUCAACAAAUGUGGAUAUCAAAACAAGAAUAUGAUGAAUCUGGUCCAUCAAUUGUUCAUCGAAAAUGUUUUUAAUUAUUAUUUUCAUUAUCAAUUAAUAAUUACAAUAUUUUUAUCUAUUUCGAAACAAUAUUUAAGUAUAUAUAUUUAUUACAACUAAUCGACAAAUUAUUAUGACUUUGAUUUUCAUCAAAUUUCAUUAACUGAGUAGAUGUUCUUUGUUUUUUAUUUUCAAGAAAGAUUAUUAUUAUUAAAAUUUACUAUUAUUAAGAGCUUGAAAUUAAAAAAAAAAAAAUGAUAAUUAUAUUAAAUAUAUUUGCACUGUUUUAAUGUUUUUUUUUUUUUCAUUAAUUUGUUUAAUUCUUUUUUACAAUUUUAAUUUUUUCACAUUAUUUAAUGAUGAUUUUUAUUACACAUUUAUUAAUUAAAUUAAACAUUAUCUAUUCGUUCUUUAAAACAAAAAAAAAAAACAAUUUACUUUUUCUAUCGUUAUUACAGUCUCUUCAUUUAUUAUAUUAUUAUUAUUAAAAACGACAAAGAAAAAAACAAAUUUACUUUUUUCAUUCAAAUUUGUUUCUUCUAUUUUAUUAUUAUUAUUGUUAUUAUUUACAGUUAAUAUUUAUUAAUAUUGUACUCUUAUUAGGCUCACAAAAGCUUCGAUUCUU
Aphidius gifuensis is the source of this 2270-nucleotide messenger RNA. RefSeq names its product actin, clone 403-like. The record is from RefSeq and is a predicted model, not a curated record. The transcript is spliced from 5 exons. Lineage: Eukaryota; Metazoa; Arthropoda; Insecta; Hymenoptera; Braconidae. The coding region runs from base 550 to 1680 and encodes 376 amino acids. Gene Ontology annotation, biological process: mitotic cytokinesis.